AAACUUUUUAACAAAUGUGUUAAGUGUUUUUUUUUUUUAAUUGACCCCAUAUUGCCACGUAGAACACAUUAGUUUUACCAUUAUAUGAGGUGUUUUAUUUUAUUUUAUAUAUACUACAAACAACACAAGGUUUCUGGUCGGAAACAUUUCAGUGUCGCCUGUGCCGGUCGAGUUGGUGGUGAAACAGCAGUACAAGCUAAUUUCAUCGAGCACUUGGCAAAGGGAGACUGGAUUAACAGAAGUGUAUUUGCAGCCUGCAGUGCUUUACCGUACAGUGAGGUGGGAUGGAGCUGGCCCACAGUCUAUUGCUCAAUGAAGAAGCCCUGGCUCAGAUUACAGAGGCCAAGAGACCAGUCUUUAUAUUCGAAUGGUUACGCUUCCUGGAUAAAGUACUUGUUGCUGCUAAUAAGGUUGAUGUGAAGGAGAAGCAGAAAAAGCUGGUGGAGCAGUUGACUGGGUUGAUCAGCAGUGCCCCAGGACCUCCCACCAGGAAACUACUGGCUAAGAACAUGGCUACUCUUUAUAGCAUUGGUGACACCUUCACAGUCUUCCAGACACUCGACAAGUGUAAUGACCUUAUCAAGAGCAAGGAUGACACUUCUGCUUACCUGCCGACCAAACUGGCUGCAGUAUCUUGCGUUGGUGCCUUUUAUGAGAAGAUGGGCCGAAUGCUUGGCAGCUCCUUCCCAGAGACGAUUAACAAUCUUUUGAAGGCUUUGAAAAGUGCAGAGUCUCAGGGCCGUGGAGAGAUUCUGCUCAGCUUGCAGAAAGUGUUAAAUGGACUGGGAGGUGCUGCUGCUUCCUGCCACCGCGACAUUUACAAGAAUGCUCGUUCUUUACUCACGGACAGAUCCAUGUCAGUUCGAUGUGCAGUAGCUAGGUGCUUGCUUGAACUCCAGAAUGAAGCUGUGUUUAUGUGGACCACAGAACUGGAAAAUGUAGCUACCUUGUGUUUCAAAGCUCUGGAAGGGUCGAACUAUGGGGUACGUGUAGCAGUAUCCAAGCUUUUGGGAACGGUGAUGGCUACUGCUUUGAUGCCAAAGCAAGCAGCUGUAAUGCGACAGAAUGUGAAGCGGGCCACGCUAGAUGAAGUGCUGGAGCUUAUGUCCACUGGAUUCUUGCGUGGGGGGUCGGGCUUCCUGAAGAGCGGGGGGGAGAUGUUGAAGGGAGGCGGCUCCGUCAGCAGGGAGGUGCGGGUUGGUGUCACACAGGCCUACGUCGUCUUUGUCACCACACUGGGUGGCCAGUGGCUGGAGCGUAACUUUGCCACAUUCUUGUCCCACGUACUGGACUUGGUGUCCCACCCCCGGGCCAUUCAGACCCAUGUGGAGGCCGUGUACUCACGCCGCUGCGUCUCUUUCCUGCUCCGGGCCACAUUGGGCAGCCUGCUGGGGGAGAAAGCUCAAAUUGCAGCCACCAAAGAGAUCUGCCAGGCCAUCAGCAAGCAGAUGAGGGCAGUUGAAGCUGUUGUGAAUGAUGCUAACAGUGAAAACAAAGCAGGUGCAGCAGACAUCUCUGCUAGCCAGCAUGUAAUGGUGUGCGCCCUCAAAGAAUUGGGCAGCCUGGUGCGGAGCCUGAGUGCCACGGCAUCACCCCUGAUACAGGAGCCCUCCAUUGGCCUCCUGGAGACAGUGACCUCAGUGCUGCUCCACCCUAGCAUGGCUGCACGGCUGGCAGCUGCGUGGUGUCUGCGCUGCAUUGUGGUAGCACUGCCCUAUCAGCUCACACCCUUACUGGACCGGUGCGCUGAACGUAUAAACAACCUGAAAACCUCGCCUGAAGCUGUCGGUGGUUACAGCUUUGCUAUGGCAGCACUGCUGGGAGGGGUACACCAAUGUCCUCUGGGCAUUCCUCAUGCUAAAGGAAAGAUGGUGGUCAGCAUUGCAGAAGAUCUUCUGCGUACUGCUGCUCAGAACAGCCGUCUGUCCUUACAGCGCACCCAGGCCGGAUGGCUUCUCCUGGGUGCACUGAUGACUUUAGGCCCUUCUCUUGUUCGCUACCACCUUCCAAAGAUGUUGCUUCUCUGGCGAAACGUGUUUCCCCGCUCACAGAAGGAGCUGGAGGCUGAGAAGGCGAGAGGAGACUCUUUCACCUGGCAGGUCACUCUGGAAGGCCGUGCUGGAGCACUCUGUGCAAUGAGGAGUUUUGUUGCUCAUUGCCCUGAGCUGCUUACAGAAGAUGUCAUCCGGAGACUAAUGACACCCAUCGAGUGUGCAAUGACAAUGAUGUCUCACAUCCCCUCUGUCAUUAAGGCACAUGGAGCUCAUUUGAAGGCCAGUGCUGCAAUGGUUCGGUUGAGACUCUAUGAUAUUCUGGCGUUGUUACCACCAAAAACAUAUGAAGGAAGUUUCAAUGCACUCCUUCGCGAGCUGGUUGCCGAGUUCACCCUGACUGAUAACUCAGCAAACACCACCACGUCCCUGCUGAGGUCUCUUUGCCACUACGAUGACAGUGUACUGCUCGGAUCCUGGCUUCAAGAAACAGACCACAAAUCUAUUGAAGAUCAGCUGCAGCCGAACAGCGCGUCCGGGAGCGGAGCUUUGGAACAUGACCCCUCCUCCAUUUACUUGCGAGUCCCAGUGGGUGAAGCUAUACCUGGUCCACUGCCUUUGGGAGUCUCAGUCAUUGAUGCCUCUGUGGCCUUAUUUGGUGUGGUCUUUCCUCAUGUUUCUUUUAAACAUCGGCUUCAGAUGUUGGAUCACUUUGCUGAAUGCAUCAAACAAGCCAAAGGUGUUCGGCAGCAAGCUGUCCAGCUAAACAUUUUUACUGCAGUGCUCAGUGCACUGAAGGGCCUAGCAGAGAAUAAGAGCAGCCUGGGCCCAGAGGAGGUUCGAAAGUCUGCCCUGGCGCUAGUUAUGGGAGCUCUGGACAACCCUAAUCCUAUCCUGAGAUGUGCUGCCGGGGAAGCUCUUGGCAGGAUGGCUCAAGUGGUGGGAGAAGCCACUUUUAUUGCUAGAAUGGCUCAGUUCAGCUUUGAUAAGCUUAAAUCUGCUCGGGAUGUUGUGUCCCGUACUGGGCACUCCCUUGCUCUAGGAUGUCUUCAUCGGUAUGUCGGAGGAAUAGGCUCAGGGCAGCAUCUAAAGACCAGUGUCAGCAUAUUAUUGGCUCUCGCUCAGGACGGAACCUCCCAUGAAGUCCAGACCUGGGCUCUUCACUCCCUUGCCCUGAUCGUGGACUCCAGUGGCCCGAUGUACCGGGGCUACGUGGAGCCCACGCUGUCCUUAGUGCUGACCCUCCUGUUGACAGUUCCUCCAUCGCACACAGAAGUGCAUCAGUGUCUCGGACGCUGCCUGGGAGCUUUGAUCACAACCGUAGGACCUGAGCUCCAAGGAAAUAGUGCCACAAUCUCUACCAUCCGCUCCUCCUGCCUGGUAGGCUGUGCAAUCAUGCAGGACCAUUCAGAUUCCCUUGUUCAGGCUGCUGCCAUCUCCUGCCUGCAGCAGCUUCACAUGUUUGCCCCACGCCAUGUUAACUUGUCCAGCCUGGUCCCUUGCCUCUGUGUCCACCUGUGCAGCUCUCACUUGCUGCUGCGUCGUGCUGCAGUGGCGUGCCUGCGACAGCUGGCACAGAGAGAGGCGGCAGAAGUUUGUGAGUACGCUAUGAGCUUGGCGAAAAAAGCAGGCGACCCCAAAGACAGCACUGGAAUCAAUUUGAAUAUCACAGAGACUGGUCUUGAAGGAGUCCUGUUUGGGAUGCUGGAUCGGGAGACGGACAAGAAACUCUGUUCUGACAUUCACGACACUUUGGGACACAUGCUAUCCUCCCUGGCUGUUGAAAAACUGUCCCACUGGCUAAAACUAUGUAAGGAUGUCUUAGCUGCCUCAACUGAGGCUGGUGCUGCAGUCCCUCUUCAAGUUGGGAAGGAGGAAGACUUAGAGAAGAAGGAUGAAAUGGACGAUGACAUCAUGUUUACCGCACUGGGAGAGGACGACAAGUCCAUGCCCUCUGUUGCUCCUCGCUGGGUGACGCGUGUGUUUGCUGCUGACUGUCUGUGCCGCAUCAUCCUGCUGUGUGAGAACGCCGACAAGGUGCACUUUGACCUGGCAGCUGCUCGUUCAGCCAAGCUCAAGAACCCAAAAGAUGAUCUUCUUGUGCUCCACCUCUCGGACCUAAUCCGCAUGGCUUUCAUGGCUGCCACCGAUCACAGCAACCAGCUGAGGAUGGCAGGCCUGCAGGCCCUGGAGGACAUCAUCAAGAAGUUUGCAGCCGUCCCUGAGCCAGAGUUCCCAGGGCAUGUGAUACUGGAGCAGUACCAGGCCAAUGUUGGAGCAGCCCUGCGGCCAGCAUUUUCCCAGGAUACCCCAUCUGACAUCACAGCAAAGGCCUGCCAGGUGUGCAGUACUUGGAUCGGCAGUGGAGUGGUGAGCGACCUGAACGACCUGCGGAGAGUUCACAACCUGCUGGUGUCCUCCCUUGACAAGGUGCAGUCUGGGAAGGGCUCAUCCAGUCAGCUGUACAGUGAGAGCGCCACCACCAUGGAGAAGCUAGCUGUCCUGAAAGCCUGGGCUGAGGUUUAUAUAGUGGCUAUGAAGAUUAAAAAGGAAGCUGAGAACAAACCACAGAAAGCAGUGAAAAGCAAUGAGGAGGAAGAGGAUGAUUUUGGGGCAGCGGACGUGCUUCCUCCUGAUAGCCUCAUCACCCUGGUGCAGCCCGAGCUGCCUACUCUCAACCACCUCUGGCUCGCUGCGCUCAAGGACUACGCUCUUCUCACCUUGCCAGCUGAGUUUGCCAGUCAGCUGCCCUCUGAUGGAGGAGCAUUUUACACUCCUGAGACGAUUGAUACAGCUAGACUCCACUACCGCAACUCAUGGGCUCCCAUACUCCAUGCUGUUGCAAUCUGGCUUAACAGCACAGGCUUCGGUUUGAGCGACCUGUCUGAAGACAUGGCCACCAAUCUCCAGAGAGGUCCGACAGCCGCUGGUUCCAGCCAACCCUCUAGCAGUACGUCUCCAGCUUCCAAAACCCAGGAAGAUGUUGUCAAGGACAAAAUACAUCUUCUCUUAGGUGUCAGUAUUGAGUUCCUCUGUUUUCCUAGACCAGAGGAACCUAUUGAACAUGUUACUGCCUGUCUGCAGGCCCUUCGUACUUUACUGGACUCCCCUUGUGUCAGAACCCACAUCGCAGAGGACCAGCUGCUUGGAGUGGAACUCCUGAAUGUGCUUCACCGUCUGCUCCUUACCCGCGACCCUCCCUCUGUGCAGCUUCAGGUAACCGGUGUUGUGCGGGAGACCAUACGAGCUGCACAGGAUUAUCUACAAGAGCAAAGACGUGCCAAGUGUAAAGAGGAUGCUGAAUGCCUGCUGGGGGAGGGAGGGGAUACUGGAGGCCUUGUUCCUGGGAAGUCCCUGGUAUUCGCUGCCAUGGAGCUGCUUGUAUUUGUCCUGGUUCGACACCUCCCACAGCUUAACUCCAAGGUCAUGGACUCCCCCAGCCACAUGCCCUACAAACCACAGCAACUGCCAGAGGAGAGUGCCAGGCUGGUGGCAGCCACUGUCACCAUCCUAGCCAACCUGCCAUCGCUCUGCUCCCCAGAUGGAAGCAUGACCAUCCAACCCACAAUUCUUUUCCUGAUCACGGGCGUGCUAAAAGAAACCGCGGAAAAGACAGCAGACAAUCAGGUCCCCCCUCCUGUCUCCGCUGCUCUGCAAGGCAUCAAAACCAUAAUAACCUCCCCAAUGGCCAAGGUGGAUAAAACCCAUAAGGAGUGGACGGCUCUCAUACGAAGCACUCUGGCUUCUGUCUUGGAGUAUUCACAGCCAGAUGAAUCCAAGCCCAACAUGGAUGAAGUGAGCAUGCUGACAGCGAUCACUCUCUUCUUGCUGUCCGCUGGUGCAGAGAUAGUUGGUGUUACGUCCUUACAGAAUGGCUGUAUGAAACGGUUCAGAAAUGCCUUGAACUCCAGUGACCCAUGGGUGCAGGCUAAAUGUUACCAGCUUUUACUUUCUGUGUUCCAACACUCCAACCGGGCCCUGUCGACGCCGUACAUCCACUCACUAGCCCCUCUGAUGGUGGAGAAGCUGAAAGCUGUGGAGCGGUGCAAACCCAGUAGCAAUACUGAGCUGCUAGCUGUGCAGGAGGGUAUCAAAGUCCUCGAAACACUGGUUGCCAUGGGAGAGGAACAAAACAGAGUCCAGCUCCUCGCUCUCCUGGUUCCAACACUUAUCUCUUAUCUUCUGGAUGAGAAUGCUUUCACUUCAGCCCCAACUGCUUCCAUGGGCCUCCACGAGUUUGCACUGCAGGACCUAAUGCGCAUCGGGCCUCUCUACCCCAGCGCCUUCAAGACAGUAAUAGGUGCUGCCCCGGAGCUGAAGUCCCGGCUGGAGACUGCAAUCCGAGCCAGCCAAGCCAGCAGCAAGGCCAAGGCAGCUGCCAGACUGGCCCAGCCCACUGUGCAAGCAGCACCCACCAUCAAACUCAAAACAAGCUUCUUCUGAAGUGGCAAUCCAUGGCGGGCUGCAGUACUCUAUACUGUGCAUGACAGCCAUAGACAUCAUAGCCUUUAACUCUGUGGCUAAUACACAUAAACUGAGUCUUU
Molecule: messenger RNA, 6535 nt
Organism: Acipenser ruthenus (sterlet)
Lineage: Eukaryota; Metazoa; Chordata; Actinopteri; Acipenseriformes; Acipenseridae
Product: HEAT repeat-containing protein 5B
Exons: 36
Coding region: 285-6434 (2049 amino acids)
Biological process (GO): intracellular protein localization; endocytosis; retrograde transport, endosome to Golgi
Cellular component (GO): Golgi apparatus; membrane; endocytic vesicle
Source: RefSeq, a predicted model, not a curated record